Messenger RNA from Gossypium raimondii (Peruvian cotton), 899 nucleotides. Its product is annotated as mediator of RNA polymerase II transcription subunit 7a. Lineage: Eukaryota; Viridiplantae; Streptophyta; Magnoliopsida; Malvales; Malvaceae. The transcript is spliced from 6 exons. Gene Ontology annotation, biological process: regulation of transcription by RNA polymerase II. Gene Ontology annotation, cellular component: core mediator complex; mediator complex. Gene Ontology annotation, molecular function: transcription coregulator activity. Bases 184 to 690 code for a protein of 168 amino acids. The record is from RefSeq and is a predicted model, not a curated record.
UAAAUUUAUAAGAGCAGGUCCAACUUCUUUUCCCUAUUAAUAUAAUUACUGUUUCAACUAGUACUUGCAAAGAUCCAAGACAAGCCUUCACAACCUUCCAUUUUCCGACUUAAAGCUCAGAUCAAUAACCUCGCCGGCGAGACGCUUUUUCACCGUUGAAAUCCAGUGUUAGGCUGACUAGAGAUGGCAACAGCUACAUAUCCACCACCGCCACCGUUUUACAGGCUCUACAAAGAUUACUUACAAAACCCUAAAUCAGCACCGGAGCCUCCGCCGCCUAUUGAAGGCACUUACGUUUGCUUUGGUGGCAACUAUACCACCGAUGAUGUGCUUCCGAGUUUGGAAGAUCAAGGGGUUCGCCAACUCUACCCCAAGGGACCUAAUAUUGAUUUCAAGAAGGAAUUGAGGUCGCUUAACAGAGAAUUGCAACUACAUAUUUUGGAGCUCGCAGAUGUUCUCGUCGAGAGACCAUCACAAUACGCUAGACAAGUGGAGGAGAUAUCUCUCAUAUUCAAGAACUUGCACCACUUGCUGAAUUCAUUGCGCCCCCAUCAGGCUAGAGCAACACUAAUUCACAUUCUAGAACUUCAGAUACAACGGCGUAAAGAAGCUCUGGAGGAUAUUAAGAGGAGGCGAGAAGAAGCACGAAGACUACUCAAGGAAUCGCUCGGGACCUUAGAUGGACAGUAGAAUUUCAAGUUUGAGCUGAAAUUUCAAAUCAUUUCCUUAUAAGGUCGAUUCCGUAAACCGAACUAACAUUUCUCAUGAAUCCUACUAGUUUGAAAUAGAUCCAGUGUUUGUAGUUAAAAAGCUUCAUAUUCUCCCAACUUGAGUUAGUUUAGUUUUUGUAUUAAUGUGAAAUUUGUAUCUGUUUAUAUUGAAAUCACUUGCAGACAAAA